AGGACAGAUAUGGACAUUGGAAAAUGGCCAAAAAGCUCAAAACGCUUUUGUAUAUAUAAAAAAACAAUAGUAUUGCACAAGCUAUUCUCCCUAGAGUGGCCGCUCACAAAAGCCUAAGGCCCAUAUUGUGAGCCAUGUGAUUGCUGUCAAGCAACGGGAAUCAAGGGUUUAAAUGUCGAAUUUAUAUCGAUCUCGACAUUAUAAGAUUAGGAAUUUAGAGUAUACUGUAUGUAGAUUCAACUAUUUAGGUUUUUAAGUAAAACUUGUGGACCAUAUCUGAAAGAUAGUUUUCACAAACGUACCGUUUUAGAGCGACGUUUAUGUUGUUUUCCAAAUUGAAUCGCGGAGCUGUCCGGGACGCAUUGCAAAGGGUAGCUUUAGGUUUGAAUCAUUUGUGUACUUCCGUGUUAUUUUUUAAAAGAUAAAGUUAAAUUUCUUCCUUUUCAGGUAACAAGACCUGCACUGCACCAGUUUAUAUUGAUGACAAAGAAGAUGAAGAUGCUGUUGUUGGGCCUUGUUCAGAAUGUGGAUUUAGUGAUUUUGAACCAGGCACAAGAGCCAGAUAUUAUGAAGUCCUGAAUUUUAGUCGAGAGGAGAUUAAAACAAUGGAAAACAAUAACUGCUUUUACCUAGACAUCUGCAAAAAGUUGUUGGAACUUCAGGAAAAUAUGUUUCACAAAUUAAAUGUGUGGCAAGCCAAAACAUUGGAUUGUGGAUUUGAAGCAGCAAUUGGUGUAAACAUGUUCGAAACUGCAAAGAAGUUUGGCAUGGAAAAUGUGGAUGCUAUCAAAUUCUAUUAUGGUGAGCAACAUCCAACGUAUGGAAUGAUACUUUUGAAGAUUGGAAAGAUCUGUGACUAUUUAGGGGAUAUAAAAGAAUCCCUGUAUUACCUGCAGCAAGCAGAACCUAUUCUGCGUCUGGGUCUCGGAUCACAGCACCCAGCAUGCAGGGAGCUGUGUGAACUUCAGCAUAAAGUACUUGAAGAAAUAAGAUGUACUUCGAUACAAUAAAAGUCUGCGAAAGGAUAUACAGGUAUGUAAAGUAUCCUCGGGAUGUGGGUGUAUUUCUGCAAGCAGUUGUGUUAGAAGCUGAACGAUAAUCAUCUCUUCGAUUUUCAUCUGAAUCUUCACCAAAAUAUUGUACGGAGACUGUAGUCAACGCAUAUAUAUCCAUCUGUUAAAUUCAUAAAACAUUCAUUGAUCACAGUGUUAGAGCAUACAUUAUGUUGUUAUUCAUGGUUUCUCUACUAAAGAAACAUUGUGUUUUUCAUUAUUUUAAGGAAGCAAGACUGCUUUGAUAAUAAACGUGAUAGAGCAGUAAAUAUUUUAGCCUGAUUUUAUAUAAGGCUUUCAACUGUUCCCUUGAUUCGUUGGAAAAUCAUGGCCAGCAAUGUGCCAUUGUUUAUGUGUUUACAAUAGGUAAUAAAUUGUAACCAGU
Messenger RNA from Penaeus indicus, 1437 nucleotides. Its product is annotated as histone-lysine N-methyltransferase SMYD3-like. The record is from RefSeq and is a predicted model, not a curated record. Lineage: Eukaryota; Metazoa; Arthropoda; Malacostraca; Decapoda; Penaeidae. Gene Ontology annotation, molecular function: protein binding. The coding region runs from base 606 to 1010 and encodes 134 amino acids. The transcript is spliced from 4 exons.